AUGCUACGUAUAUGGGCUAUAUUUUUAUUACUGGCAAGAUUGACUUUUGCUCAAGAUGUUAUCGUGAUACAACAAGAUAAUAAUAAUACAGCUACGAUUGCUAAUAUCCAGCCUAUUGCAGAUACCACUACUACCACAAUUAGAACAUUCUCUGCUGUCAUUGCUACAGCUUCUUUAACUUCGAUAGGAAAUGAUGAUGAUGCCGUAUCUACUACGCAAGAUCCCACAUCUAUUGAGCAGGAUACGACCACAUUUAUAGCGGGAGUCGAUACUUCGACCGAUGAAGACACUACCACUUCCCAAACAAGCAUUCAAGAAACAAGUCCAACGGACGUGGUACCGUUAGAAACUUCAACAUCUACCCCAAUAAUCUUACCCAUAAUAACAUCUUCAACUCCUAUUUCUCAAGAUUUUACUGAAGCUACACCUACAAGUAUAAUAAUAAUUACUCCACUCUCAUCUAGUACCGAAUCUACUACGACUCCAUAUCAACCAACAUCGAUGCUUACAGUUCCACCUGCUCCACCUUCAACUACAACCACAACUAUUACACCUACUUCUUCUAGUAGUACGUCUACAAGUACAUCAAGUACAAGUACAAGUACUUCAAGCAUCGAUACAUUACAAACAAACGAACUCCCAGAAACAUCUUCUGUUGAGCCAUUGAAUACAUUUCCUGCUACUGAGCCAACAACUACAACAACACUAGAAACUACAUCCACCUCAAGCUCCACCACUUCAACCGAACCAACAACAACUUCUUCGUCGACUCAAGAGCCUUUUAUAUCAAGUGAUUUUUUCCCAUUAGAACCAAUUUCUUCUACAGAAAUUGCUCCAAUUAUUUCUUCUUAUCAAGAUAUCGAAACAACAUCAAGUAUACCAAUUCCUGAAGAGUCCUCUACAACUUCUACAACUUCAAGUAUCGAAACUACUACACAAAUGCUACCAACAACAACAUCAGAGGAGAUUUAUAUUCCAUCUAGUUCGAUUCAAUUUGUUCCAACUAGUUCUACUGUUAUUGAGCCUUUAGUCCAAUCUUCCAUCGAAACUUUCGUAAGUUCUUCAACGUUACCAACAUCUUCACAAAUUAUUUAUAUCCCACCAAGUACAACAAGUUCUGAAAUACUUGAAAGUUCUUCUGAAUUUAUAAUGGUUCCUAACACCGUGACCCAAACUUCCAUUCCAAUUUCAUCAAUUACUAUUUCAACAAGUGCUACUAGUACUAUCCAACCAACAACAAAUAACUUAAUUGAACCUUCUUCAACAACAAUAAUUAUUAGUAGUCCACCACCAAGAACUACAAGUACUUUAGAGCCAUCUUCAUCAACAACUAUCAUGGUCUCCUCUUCUAUUAGAAUAUCAUCUUCAUCCGUUUUUUCAUCAUCAUCUUCAUCCGUUUUUUCAUCAUCAUCCUUUGAUGAUUUUUCGUCAUCAUCAUCCUAUGAUGAUUUUUCGUCAUCAUCAUCCUAUGAUGAUUUUUCGUCAUCAUCAUCUUUUGAUGAUUUCUCCUCUUCUUCCUAUUUCAAUUCAUCAUCUACUUCAUCAAACCCUACCACAAUGUAUUCAAUUACACCUUCUACAAAAGUAGAUAAUUUACAUCUUACUGUAACAAGUGUCAUUCAUGGACAAACAGUAGUUGCUGAUCAAUAUACGACAAUAACAUUAUCAUCAAAAGAAACUUCCACCGUGACUCCAAAGAGUACUCAAAAAAAGAAAGGUACUCUAUCCAAAAAAAAUAGAAAUAUUGUUAUUGGCUGCUGUGUAGGUAUUGGUUUGCCAUUAAUAAUUCUUACCAUCUUUUUAAUUAAUAUCUUCUGUUUACGUUCAAGGAAGACAGAUUUUAUUGAUUCUGAUGGUAAAAUUGUUACAGCUUAUUCAGAUACAAAUGUUGUUAAAGGUUGGAAAGAAUUAAUUGGUAAAAAAUCCGAACCUACUUUCCAGACUGAAAAGAUUCUAGAUGAUGGGAAUGAAUCAACUAAUUCGAUUAUGGAUGAUUCAAGCAAAGAUAUUACUAAUCCAAGUAGAAACAUUUUCAAUGAUCCCUAUACUAACCAAUAUAGUAACCCGAAUGGUAAUAAUUCUAAUAUUGAUCUUUCAGAAACUUUGCAAUUCUAUCCAAAAGAAUAUAAUACUGAUAAAUUAGAUAUAUCUGGUUACAUCAACUCAAGGGGUAGUUUUGUGUCAGUUUAUGAUACUACCAAUUCAUCUAAUGACUAUUCAAAUGAUUACACAAAUUCCAAUACGCAUUCGAGUUCUCAAACGAACUCCCACUCAGGAAUCUCAUCAUCAUCUCCUGGCUCAAGAGAUUAUUAUUAUGAUUCAAAUAAUUCAAUUUAUAAUGAUUCAAUUGAUUUAGAGAACUAUGAACCAACAAGAAAAUUAAGUAUUACAAAUCGUUGA
Henningerozyma blattae CBS 6284 is the source of this 2400-nucleotide messenger RNA. RefSeq lists its product as uncharacterized. Gene Ontology annotation, biological process: regulation of growth. The transcript has a single exon. Bases 1 to 2400 code for a protein of 799 amino acids. The record is from RefSeq and is a predicted model, not a curated record. NCBI's taxonomy places the organism in Eukaryota, Fungi, Ascomycota, Saccharomycetes, Saccharomycetales, Saccharomycetaceae.